GUAUUUCCGUCGUAAAGACUUUCUACAGUAGACAGCCCUAAAAUAGGCGAUAAUUUCCAUUUUCUGUGACAAAACAAUAACAUGGCGACCACGAGGGUAAUCUCAAGAAUACCGGCUUUUUUCCCACGCCGUCACCUAUCAACGAGUACAGUGGCCUGUGGUAAAGCUGUGAAGGGGCCAGAUGUAGUCUUGAAGGAGCGAGAAUGGCAACUCGAGUUUUUUCAGGACAAAGGAAAAAUUUACGACAAGAAGCCCUUCAAGUUUACUUUAAAAGAAGGCAAGAAGUAUAUUUGGUGCUGUUGUGGCAAUAGUAAAACUCAGCCUUUCUGUGAUGGAACCCACCUGAGUCCAUUCCUGAAGAUCAAGCAAAAACCUGUAGUGUUUAAGGCUCCAAAGACUAUGGAUGUUUGGCUGUGUAACUGCAAGCAGACAAACAACCGCCCUUUUUGUGAUGGCACUCAUCGCAGGCCAGACAUUCAGGCAGCAAUUAAAGACUAGGCAUUGUUAUAAGAUUCUCUUUUGAUAUUGCAUAUUGAAGAAGUUGAAAACAGAACAUGGCAUCAUUUUGCGAUAAAGAUGAAGUAGCUGCAAGUGAGUUGAUGAAUGCUGUUGAAUAUGAUUUGCUUAACUAGUGGGUAUUAAUGUAUUUAUAAGAAAAUGAUACCUAUUUCUAUUGGGUAUGUACUGUUGCAUGUAAAGUCAAAAACAGAUAGAAUCCCAUUUGUAAGGUAAAUGUAAAUUUGCAACAAAGAGAUUUCUCCACAGAAUCAAAUGAAAUAAUGAAAUCAGAGAGUUUGUCUGUUUUUAUGUUUUAUUGAAGAGUGGUUGGUAACUAGUAUGAGCCAUGUAAUUUGUUCAGUUGGAGUUUUGACUUCUGAUGUAAAUAUGUUACGAAGUUAAUUCCAUAUUGGAACAGAGAUUUAUUUAUUCAUUUUGUAAGUUAAAGCUUGUGGGAUAUCAUUUUGUAGAUGUGUAAAUACCAAUUGUUUAUAAAUAGUUCAAUUACAA
Messenger RNA from Penaeus vannamei (Pacific white shrimp), 1008 nucleotides. Its product is annotated as CDGSH iron-sulfur domain-containing protein 3, mitochondrial. The record is from RefSeq and is a predicted model, not a curated record. Gene Ontology annotation, cellular component: mitochondrion. Gene Ontology annotation, molecular function: 2 iron, 2 sulfur cluster binding. NCBI's taxonomy places the organism in Eukaryota, Metazoa, Arthropoda, Malacostraca, Decapoda, Penaeidae.